AUGAUACUUGUAGCAUCCGCGAUAUUUAUGGUAUCAGAUCACCCGGGACAAGUCGAAUUGGUUUACCCCAAGAACUACAAUCCUGGUAACGUGUACCCCGGCUACCAGACCCCAAGCAUCGCGUACGGCUACGGAAGCGGCUUCAGCAGCAACAUCGCCGGCAUCCGCCACUCCGUCAGCCACGGACACUCGUUCCAGAUCGGAGACGGCGAGGGGUACGGCGCGGGCUUCGCCAACAGCGACGGCGCUGCCAACGCUCAGGGCAUCGGCAUCGCUAGCACCCACGCCAACCCCGCCCGCCGCGUGUACAACAUCCAACCAGCCGCCUACCAGCCCGCGCCUGCUUACAACAGCGGAUGGAACCGCAACUACGGCUCGGCCGUGUCUUCCGCCCAGAACAUAGGCAACGCUGGCUCUGCUGUCGCCCAUUCUAACUCUGCUGGACUCGGCAAUGCUGUAGCCAGUGCCUCCAACCAUCGCGGUCUUGGCUAUGGAUCUGCCGUUUCAUCUGCCAACAGCAACAAUGGCUUCGGCUCGGCCAUCUCCUCCGCCAACAACUCCGGCUAUGGAUCUGCCGUUUCUUCUGCCCAAACUCGCGGCGCUCUCGGCGACUACAGCUCCGCCGUGUCUGCCUCUGAGAACGUCGGUGGAGUCCGCUCCAGCACUGCCCAGGCGGUCCAACAGACCGCGGGCUCCGUGCAGCACAGCGGCGCCACCAGCAUCGAUGGCCCCGGCGUCCAUGCUGCUUACUCACACGCUGUGAAUAACCCAUCCACAACCAUUGGGAAUUCAGCCAAGCAUCCUUCAAAGAAAAUAACAAAAAUGGCCGCCAAGUUUGUGAUUCUUGCAGUUGCCGUCGCGGUGUGCCACGCUGCUCCCUACUCUAUUAUUGGCAAAAACUACAAUCCUAGCAUUGUUCGUAACCCUCUACUGUACCAGCCCGCUGCCAGCCAGGCGUACAGCAGCGCCAUCGCCAACGGCGGAGCUCAGCUCGGCAAGGGCAUCGCCUACAACGGCCUGGUCCCAAGCUACGGAUCGGCUGUAUCAUCCGCCCAGAACUUCGGCAACGUCGGCUCUGCUAUUGCUCAGUCUAACUCUGCUGGACUCGGUUCUGCUGGAGCCAGCGCUUCAAACCUUCGCGGCCUUGGAUACGGGUCUGCUAUUUCAUCUGCCAACAGCAACAAUGGCUUCAGAUCGGCCAUCUCCUCGGCAGACAACUCCGGCUAUGGAUCGGCUUUGUCUUCUGCUCAAGCUCAGGGAGGUCUCGGUGACUACAGCUCUGCUCAGUCUGCUGCCCAGAACUUGGGUGGACUCCGCUCCAGCACCUCCCACGCCGUUCAGCAGAGCCUCGGCGCCGUGCAGCACAGUGGCGCCACCAGCAUCGACGGCCCCGGCAUCCAAGCCGCUUACUCGCAUGCCAAACAUCCAAGCAUCCUUCAAACAAAUAACAUUUUUUUCAAAAUGUUUGUCAAGUUUGUGGUUUUCGCAUUCGCCAUUACUGUAUGCCAUGCGGCUCCCUACGUAGUUAAUGCCCGGAACUACAAUCCUGGUAGUGUGUACCCCGGCUACCAGACCCCAAGCAUCGCGUACGGCUACGGAAGCGGCUUCAGCAGCAACAUCGCCGGCAUCCGCCACUCCGUCAGCCACGGACACUCGUUCCAGAUCGGAGACGGCGAGGGGUACGGCGCGGGCUUCGCCAACAGCGACGGCGCUGCCAACGCUCAGGGCAUCGGCAUCGCUAGCACCCACGCCAACCCCGCCCGCCGCGUGUACAACAUCCAACCAGCCGCCUACCAGCCCGCGCCUGCUUACAACAGCGGAUGGAACCGCAACUACGGCUCGGCCGUGUCUUCCGCCCAGAACCUAGGCAACGCUGGCUCUGCUGUCGCCCAUUCUAACUCUGCUGGACUCGGCAAUGCUGUAGCCAGUGCCUCCAACCUUCGCGGUCUUGGCUACGGAUCUGCCGUUUCAUCUGCCAACAGCAACAAUGGCUUCGGUUCAGCCAUCUCCUCCGCCAACAACUCCGGCUAUGGAUCCGCCGUGUCUUCUGCUCAAACCCGGGGUGGCCUCGGCGACUACAGCUCGGCCGUGUCCGCCUCUGAGAACGCCGGUGGAGUCCGCGCCAGCACAUCGCAGGCUGUCCAGCAGAGUGGCGGCUCCGUGCAGCACAGCGGCGCCACUAGCAUCGAUGGCCCUGGCGUCCACGCCGCUUACUCACAUGCUGUGAACAACGGCUACUACUAAGGCUAACGGGACACCAAAUAAAUUUUAGAAAUAUAAUGAUAUGGAGACGACUUGAACAAUUUGUCACCAUGUCUUUAUAAUUACAAUACCACAUAAUUUUUAUAAGUAAUAAAACUCUUGAAAUUA
Molecule: messenger RNA, 2370 nt
Organism: Manduca sexta (tobacco hornworm)
Lineage: Eukaryota; Metazoa; Arthropoda; Insecta; Lepidoptera; Sphingidae
Product: ice nucleation protein-like
Exons: 6
Coding region: 1-2244 (747 amino acids)
Source: RefSeq, a predicted model, not a curated record